This is a messenger RNA of Durio zibethinus, 1779 nucleotides long. Its product is annotated as PTI1-like tyrosine-protein kinase At3g15890. NCBI's taxonomy places the organism in Eukaryota, Viridiplantae, Streptophyta, Magnoliopsida, Malvales, Malvaceae. Gene Ontology annotation, biological process: protein phosphorylation. Gene Ontology annotation, molecular function: protein kinase activity; ATP binding. The record is from RefSeq and is a predicted model, not a curated record.
CAGCAGCCAUAAGGCGGAAACAAAAAAAAAAAACCCAACUUGCCUUAUGCUCUUCUUACUCUUCAUUUCUUCUUCAUCUUCAUUUUGUUUUACUGACGCUGCAACAUUCUCUUGUAAUCAAAAGCAAAACCCUAAACCACAGAAAGAAAGCAUGUUUUUUUGGGGUAAUUUACUGCCCACAAGCGUUACCUUUGGCAUCCGAUCAGAACCUGCUGCUUAGAAAGGGAAACUGAAGUUGAACGACAAAAAAACUAAGUAUAGAGAGUGAUAAAAAAAAAGAGUCUUUGAAAGUGAACCUUUGAGAGAGAGAGAAAAAAGGAGUUAGAUUUUUAGUUUGGUUCGGUAAUGGCGUUUCGCUCUAUGAUUUGUUGUGGGAAAGGCGUGGAUCGGAAGGAGAAGGGAAAGAAGCAGCCGACAUGGAGGAUUUUUUCAUUAAAAGAAUUGCAUUCAGCUACCAAUAACUUUAAUUAUGAUAACAAGCUCGGAGAAGGGGGAUUUGGCAGUGUCUAUUGGGGUCAGCUAUGGGAUGGAUCACAGAUAGCAGUUAAGAGAUUGAAGGUGUGGAGCAACAAAGCAGAAGUGGAAUUUUCUGUUGAGGUGGAGAUAUUGGCAAGAGUUCGACACAAGAAUCUACUGAGUUUACGAGGCUACUGUGCUGAAGGGCAAGAACGUCUGAUUGUAUAUGACUACAUGCCCAACUUGAGUUUGCUUUCACAUCUUCAUGGGCAGCAUUCAGCGGAAUGCCUUCUUGAUUGGACCAGAAGGAUGAACAUUGCAAUUGGCUCUGCUGAGGGCAUUGCCUAUCUUCACCACCAUUCAACCCCACAUAUAAUUCACAGGGAUAUCAAAGCUAGUAAUGUGUUGCUAGAUUCAGAUUUCCAGCCUCAGGUUGCUGAUUUCGGGUUUGCUAAGUUUAUCCCUGAUGGUGCAACACAUGUGACUACUCGAGUCAAGGGUACCCUUGGUUACCUUGCCCCCGAAUAUGCUAUGUUAGGAAAAGCCUCAGAGAGUUGUGAUGUGUACAGCUUUGGCAUUCUUUUGCUAGAGAUUGCUAGUGGCAGGAAGCCUCUUGAGAAACUGAAUGCAACAUCAAAACGCUCGAUUGCUGAAUGGGCUCUGCCACUAGCUUGUGAGGGGAAGAUCAGUGAAGUGGCAGAUCCAAGGCUGAAUGGGAAGUAUGUGGAAGAUGACUUGAAAAGGGUUGUCCUUGUUGCACUUGUAUGUGCUGAUAAUCGGCCUGAGAAGAGACCUACCAUGCUUGAAGUUCUUGAGCUGCUCAAGGGAGAGUCCAAAGAAAAAUUAACUCAACUAGAACAUAAUGAACUGUUCAAGAACCCGCAGUCUGCUGUUUGCAAUGAUGGGACAUCGGCUGCUGAAGAGAGUUCGGACGUAAUUAAGGAAGAGGAUGAUCCAAAACCGGUGAAGGAGACUGAGCACGAAAAUGCUCAAGAUGGCUAACGCCUUGAACAAAUUGAAGUGAUAGAUGUGAAAUUUGUAUCUUCGAUAUUUUGGUUAUUAUUUUUUUUUCUUUUCUGUUCAUUAAGAGGUGGCACUGGCACCGGCCGUCCAUUAUUAGAAUUGCCAGCAAUAUCGGCCACGUUGUAAUAUGGAAGCAUGUUUUUAUGAGUGAUAUAGGGGAUAUGUUUGGGCCAACUUUUCCGUUGUUCUUGUUUUCACAUGAAUGGUGCCAGCUGGGUGUUACAUCUCUGGUCUCAAUCAGAUAACUGUUGCAUUUACAGACAUUUUGAGUCUUAGUUUGCUGCUUGUGAGAUGGGCAUU